AUGGCGGUGCCGUCACAACUCACGAUACUUGCUCGAUGCAAGAUCGAGACAGGAACUUUCCCACUACUUCUCGCGGACGACAGCGAAUGUAUCGUCGACGAACGCGGCCACUUACCGCAACUGGGUACCAUAUAUAUCAGUCCAACAGUGAAACAGCAAUUGCUAUCUCAGAACAAUUUACAAGAAGGUGGCUACGACAUCUACUUUAAGGGCAACACAAAGACUUGUAUUCUCUCCAAGGUCAAUAACACCCUUUCUAUCCCUCGUACUCAAAGGGGGUAUAAAGCAUCUUGCUCAGACAUUAUUACACAAAUCAUAUCCACCACUGAGAAUAACAAUCAUGACGCACCACAACACACAGGUACAUCUUGCGCCACGCCACCUAUGGUAUGUACCGCCACCCCAGCACCCACCGCGGACACCACAACCCCAGCAUCACCGAAUCUUACAACUUCGACCACCACACAAACAUACGAUGAAUUCCACAGCAUCAAUAGCCAUCGCAGCCGCAACACCACUUUAAAAAUGACAGCCAAGAAAGGGAUCAUACUGACGCACACACCACCUGUCGGAGUGACAACGGAAGAAUGGAUGAUCAAUAUGCAAGAUUUUCAACAAGGCAUGAAUCACAUAGAAUUCCAACCCUCCAUUGACCUAUUUGCUUACAAGUGUACGCGUUGCCACAGACGGGCGUAA
Sphaeroforma arctica JP610 is the source of this 696-nucleotide messenger RNA. RefSeq lists its product as hypothetical. The record is from RefSeq and is a predicted model, not a curated record. Lineage: Eukaryota; Ichthyosporea; Ichthyophonida. The coding region runs from base 1 to 696 and encodes 231 amino acids. The transcript has a single exon.